This is a messenger RNA of Strongyloides ratti, 555 nucleotides long. RefSeq lists its product as hypothetical. Lineage: Eukaryota; Metazoa; Nematoda; Chromadorea; Rhabditida; Strongyloididae. Bases 1 to 555 code for a protein of 184 amino acids. The record is from RefSeq and is a predicted model, not a curated record. The transcript has 4 exons.
AUGCAUUUUAUUAAAUAUUUUCUUGUCUUUGCCUUAUUUGCAAUCCAACUUAGUGUUCAAAAGCCAAAUUAUGCAGAUGUAAUAACAUAUGAAGCAUAUGGUAGUCCAGGAGGUCAUGGGUAUAAAGAUGAAACAACAUUUAACUUAUUAGGUAGUGAUGGAACUCGUGGGUCUGCAGGAGAAACAACAUAUGAGUAUGUAGCUGGUCCAGCACCAACAUUUGACAAAUCAAGUAAAGGAAUAAAAACAAAGUUAAUUAAAUAUAUUUUUCCAGAAAACUGCUCAAAUGUCCUAGAUUGUGCUCUAAAAAGUGGGGUAGCAGAUGCUGGUAAAGAAUUUCUUGAAAACAAUCUUGGAGAUUCUUAUGAAGUAAAAAGAAAGAAAGUGGAAAUAGUUUAUUUAAUAGUUUAUUUGGUAGCAAAAAAUGUAGUUCUGACUCGAAAUAAAGCAGCGAUGAAAAACCUAAAAACAAUAGAAAAAGUAAAAGUAGAUUUAACUCAGAUGAAAAUGAAACAUUACCAAAGAAAAAAUCAUCUUGUGGUUACUUUGCCGUAA